UGGAGGAGGUGUAACUUCAUUGGCUCUAUCAUUACUCAUUUUUCAUUGAAGGAGUGUAGUAUUGCUAAAAGUACCCGCCAGCAAGUGAAAAAAUACAAUGAGUGACAACGAGAUGAAACCUACCAUGAAACGGAAACCAUCCGGUAUUUUGAAAUCGGACAUACCAAAAAAUCGGAAGCCUUCAGGAUUGUCUAUAGACGUUAAAACGCAAAAAGCGUUAGAUCACGAGCAGAUUUCACCUCCAUCAUCAGUUUCACCACAACUAUCAGUCACAUGGGCUACUCAUGUGCAAGCAAGUAACAAUGAAGGCGAAGAGAUAGACAAAGAAAGUUUUGUAGAUGACAUAUUUUUCAGUGCUGAAAAAGCAUUAGAAAUGAAACCAACAGAGCGAAAUGCGUCAAGCAUUGAAAUCCAUGAUACAGAAGAUGAGGAUUAUUCUGCCAGUUUGAAUGCCAUCAUCAAAAGGAAAGCAAGCAUCAAAAAGAAAAGAGGAUCUAGACGACAUCGUAGAACUUCAAGUCCAAUUAGCCAAAUCAUGGGAUCCAGUAGCGGUGAUCGUAGACGGUCAAGCGUGUACACGACUAGUUCAGGAGAGAUCUCUCCGAGAAGCAAAUCAAGAUUUGAAGUUACAAUUGCGCAAAGAGCGAACAGAAGAGAGACGAAAAAUGUUCAAAAUAGCGACAACUCAACAUUGUCAACAAAAUGA
Molecule: messenger RNA, 706 nt
Organism: Aedes aegypti (yellow fever mosquito)
Lineage: Eukaryota; Metazoa; Arthropoda; Insecta; Diptera; Culicidae
Exons: 4
Coding region: 98-706 (202 amino acids)
Source: RefSeq, a predicted model, not a curated record